AAAAAAAAAAAACUUGCGUUGCAGGAUUACAUGUUCACCAUCCUGAUAAAGACUUUGUUCAAUCUUUAAACCAAGUGGGAACCUGCAGGCGAGGACUGCUGCGUCCAUCUGCACCUCUUAAGAAUGGCGUUGUUCUUACUCGGAGGACGUCUCUUAAAGUGCAGACCUGACAUCAAGAGAGCCAUGACAGCCACACAGACGUACUGCUCUUCAGUGGCUUCCGGCAGGCAGCGUGUUAAUGGAGUGGAUCUGUACUACGAGCAGACAGGCAGAGGGAAACACGCAGUGCUGUUGUUUCCUGGAGCACUGGGAAGCACUCGUACAGACUUUGGACCUCAGCUUAAGUCCCUGAAUAAGGAACGUUUCACUGUAGUGGGCUGGGAUCCCCGUGGUUAUGGACAAUCCCGUCCCCCAGACAGAGACUUCCCCCCUGACUUCUUUGAAAGGGAUGCAAAGGAUGCAGUGGAUCUGAUGAAGGCACUGGGCUUUGGCAAGUUCUCCCUGCUGGGGUGGAGCGAUGGAGGAAUCACCGCUCUGAUUGCAGCAGCGAGGAACCCCAACCUGAUCAACAAGAUGGUUGUAUGGGGAUCCAAUGCCUUUGUUUCCCAGCAUGACCUCAACCUUUACGAUGCGGUCCGAGAUGUGUCCAAGUGGAGUGCGAGGAUGAGGCAGCCCAUGGAGGAGGUGUAUGGAGCAGAAGUCUUUGCUAAAACCUGGGAAGCCUGGGUGGAUGGAAUCGCACAAUAUGCACACAGACCAGAAGGGAGUAUCUGCAUUGAGCUUCUGCCCCUGAUCAGUUGUCCGACCCUGAUCGUCCAUGGAGAGAAAGACCCCAUGGUGCCCGGCGUCCACCCGCAGUACCUCCUCAAACACAUCAAAGGAUCACGAUUACACCUGAUGCCAGAGGGAAAACACAACCUCCACCUGAGGUUUGCUGAUGAAUUCAACAAAAUGGUGGAGGACUUUCUGGACAAUUGACUGAUUAAUUAACUCAGCAAAAGGAGAACUACAGUGACUAAUAGGUCAUCACAAACAUUUACAUAAAGACAAUAAACUUUGUGAAUUAUUUCUCUUCUA
This is a messenger RNA of Thunnus maccoyii (southern bluefin tuna), 1077 nucleotides long. RefSeq names its product biphenyl hydrolase like (gene bphl). The transcript is spliced from 7 exons. Lineage: Eukaryota; Metazoa; Chordata; Actinopteri; Scombriformes; Scombridae. The record is from RefSeq and is a predicted model, not a curated record. Bases 124 to 978 code for a protein of 284 amino acids.